AUGCAUGAUCUGACAAAAACAGCGAGCAUUGGGAAUAAGGAUGCGGUUUUCGCUUUUCGUGUGAAUUUAGAAAUGAUGGUGGCAAGUGAGCUACAUGGAUUUUCCAUGUCCCUGGGGUCAAAGAAACCAACCUUCCACCAUGACAAGAAUUUGUCUUCCUCAUUCUCUGGUAGCAGAGUGAACUUGCUUCAAUCAAAGAAUGUAGUAUCUGGUUUUCCUCCAGGAAAAUUCUUUAGUGUUACACAGAGAAACACAACCAGAAGAUUUUUGGCUAUGUCUACUCUUGCAGAUGUUGCAAAUGAAUUUAUGGCCCUUCAAUCACCAAUACUUACAGGAAGAGAAGCCAACCCAAAGACUGUUGCAUCGAUCAUAUUAGGUGGUGGAGCUGGAACUCGUCUAUUCCCCCUAACUCAAAGAAGGGCUAAACCUGCUGUACCAUUUGGAGGAUGCUAUAGGCUGGUCGACAUACCGAUGAGUAAUUGUAUUAAUAGUGGAAUUAACAAAAUUUACGUCCUCACACAAUUUAAUUCUCAGUCCCUCAACCGCCACAUUGCUCGAACAUAUAAUUUGGGAGGUUGCAUCAACUUUGGUGGUUUUGUUGAGGUAUUGGCAGCAACUCAAACACCUGGUGAAUCAGGAAAGAAAUGGUUUCAGGGUACAGCCGAUGCUGUAAGACAAUUCCUUUGGUUGUUUGAGGAUGCCGAUCAUAAAAAUAUAGAGAACAUUCUGAUAUUGUGUGGUGAUCAGCUCUAUCGAAUGGACUACAUGGAAAUUGUGCAGAAGCACAUUAAUUCAUGUGCUGAUAUAUCAGUAUCUUGUCUCCCAGUGGAUGGCAGUCGGGCCUCUGAUUUUGGAUUAGUGAAGGUUGAUGAAAGAGGGCAGAUAUGCCAGUUCUUAGAAAAACCCAAGGGCGAAUUAUUAAGAUCUAUGCAUGUAGAUACGAGUAUUUUUGGACUGUCGGCUCAAGAAGCAAGGAAACUUCCAUACAUUGCAUCAAUGGGUAUAUAUGUGUUUAAAAUAGAUGUUCUGCUAAAAGUUCUCAGGGGCUGUUAUCCUAAUGCAAACGAUUUUGGAUCCGAGGUCAUUCCAUUGGCUGCAAGAGAUUUUAAUGUCCAGGCAUGUCUUUUCAAUGGUUAUUGGGAAGAUAUUGGGACUAUAAAAUCUUUCUUUGAUGCGAACUUGGCUCUUAUGGACCAGCGGCCCAAGUUUCAGUUGUAUGACCAGUCCAAGCCUAUUUUUACAUGUCCUCGGUUCCUACCACCAACUAAAAUGGAGAAGUGUGAGGUAAUUAACUCUUUAAUUUCAGAUGGUUGCUUUUUAAAAGAGUGCACAGUUGAACAUUCCAUCGUGGGAAUUCGAUCACGACUUGAUUCUGGAGUGCAGAUAAAGGAUACCAUGAUCAUGGGUGCUGACUAUUACCAAACAGAGGCUGAAAUAGCUUCUCUUUUAGCAGCGGGAAAUGUUCCGAUAGGCAUUGGGAAAAAUACCAAAAUUGUGAAUUGUAUAAUUGACAAAAACGCAAGAAUUGGAAACAAUGUAAUUAUUGCAAACAAAGACAAUGUGCAGGAGGCAGACAGAGCAUCAGAGGGGUUCUACAUUCGAUCAGGAAUCAUUGUGGUCUUGAAAGACUCUGAAAUUACGAAUGGUACAAUUAUUUAA
This is a messenger RNA of Sphenostylis stenocarpa, 1659 nucleotides long. The record is from the annotation of a GenBank genome assembly. NCBI's taxonomy places the organism in Eukaryota, Viridiplantae, Streptophyta, Magnoliopsida, Fabales, Fabaceae.